Messenger RNA from Phoenix dactylifera (date palm), 2104 nucleotides. Its product is annotated as adenylate isopentenyltransferase-like. Gene Ontology annotation, molecular function: tRNA dimethylallyltransferase activity. The record is from RefSeq and is a predicted model, not a curated record. NCBI's taxonomy places the organism in Eukaryota, Viridiplantae, Streptophyta, Magnoliopsida, Arecales, Arecaceae. Gene Ontology annotation, cellular component: mitochondrion. Gene Ontology annotation, biological process: cytokinin biosynthetic process; tRNA modification.
CCAUUAUUUCGUUGCCUUUUUUUUUAUACUGCUUCGGGAGAAGGGAGAGAAGGGCAGGGAAUAGAAGCAGAACAGUAGAACACACCACAAUAUUUAAUGGUGUAACGCCCAUACGCAUGGUCUUCGAAAUGAUUAACCUAAAACUUAAUUAAAUAGAUAGGAAAGGGGUUAGCUUGUAUAUAUCUAUAUAUAUAUAUAUAUACACACAUACACACACAUAUAUAUGGGAUACCUGGAACCAGUUAUAAAGCGUUAGCGUGAGCAAAACAGGGUAAGUGAGAAAGAAGACAAAGGGAAAUAGUGUGUGUGGGAGAGAGACCCAAGUCCAUGGUCCAGAACAACAACAAGAAGUGCAUGAAUUGAGAUGGGCGGUUGCCCUCUGCUGCUGCUCUUAUGCGAAACGGCAUUCCCUCUUUUCCCACAGUCUUGAUUCCCUUUGUACUGAAUGAGAUCAUUGGCGAACACUUGGCAUGCCAGUCUCCCACCUCCACUACACGCUGUAUCGGAUUCUCCUUUCUACUUCCUUCUCUCCUCCAUUCUCUGUUCUUCUUCUUCAAACUCCUCCUCUUUAGAAGAAAAUAUAUUGCAACAAUCUGUUGACUCAUACUGCAAUAAAAAAAAUUUCUAUAUGAGAAUUUUAUUCUCCAGAAGCGGCAGCACCUUCAGCGCUCUUCUUCUUCCGUUCCUCCAGGGUGUCCAGCGGCCCGUGGCGAGGGCGGCGACGGCGAAGUUCUUAUUCGGGCAGCAGAGCGUGAUGACGGCGGUGGACAGCCAGAGCCUCCACCACCAACUCUUCUACCUCCCCGGGAGGGCCUGCAGCAGUCGCCGGAAUGAGAGCGUGGUCGUGGUCAUGGGUGCAACCGGGACCGGCAAGUCGAAGCUAUCUAUCGACUUGGCGACCAGAUUUCCAUCCGAGGUGGUCAACUCCGACAAGAUCCAGGUCUACCGUGGCCUCGACAUCACCACCAACAAGAUCCCUCUGGCGGAGCGCUGCGGCGUGCCGCACCAUCUGUUGGGGGAGCUCGACCCCGAGGCUGGGGAGCUCCCGGCACUGAAGUUCAGGUCCCUGGCGGCGUCGGCCAUCGAGGGAAUCGCCGCCCGCCGACGGCUCCCGGUGGUGGCGGGCGGGUCGAACUCGUUCAUCCACGCGCUGCUGGCGGCACGGCACGACCCUCGGGUGGACCCGUUCGCGGCGGGGGACAGCCGGCGGGGAAGACGGGAGCGGCUGCGCUACCGGUGCUGUUUUCUCUGGGUGGACGUGGAGAAGAAGGUACUGGCGGAGUACCUGGACCGACGGGUGGAGGAGAUGGCGGCGGAUGGGAUGGUGGCGGAGCUGGAGGCGUACUUCGCGGCGGAGGGGGCGGAGCCGGGGAGGCACCCGGGCUUGGAGAAGGCGAUUGGGGUGCCGGAGUUCCGAGAAUAUUUCGAGAAAGGGAAAGGGGCGAAGAAGCACGCGGCGGCGGUGGCGGCGAUCAAGGCGAACACGCGGCGGCUGGCGGAGGAGCAGGUGCGGAAGAUCGGGAGGCUCGGGGAGAGCGGAUGCGGGUGGGCGCUCCAGCGGGUGGACGCGACGGCGGCGGUGCGGGCGCGGCUGGAGGGGUCGGCGUGGGCGGCGGCAUGGGACCGGGACGUGGUGGGGCCCAGCGUCGCCGCGGUGGAGAGCUUCCUCGAGUCCUCGCUUUCUCCUCCACUCGGUUGUUAAUUGAGCGAGUCCGUGGUUCUCCUCCCAGCCCAGACCGGCCUUUUUUCAAGAAUUUGGAGAAAGGUGACUAAAGAUACCAAAAGGAACAAAGAAAGGGUACGAACAGCUCGAGAACGUAUUUCCUUUUAAUCUUUAAAUUUUUGUAUCAGAGAGAGAAAGGGAGAAGGGUGAGUGGAAUAUCGUUGGGAGGAAGCCGGGGCGGAGCAGGCGGCCAAUUUUGGUGCGUGAGGACGCCUCUGACACGAGCGUGGGGGCCGAGCGAGUGGUGGGAUUGGGGACAGUCAAGGGACACAGCGGUGAAGCGAGGUGCAAAAGAAAAGGCAAAAAAAUCAUACAACACAAAAAGAGCAAAAAAAAAAAAAAAAAAAGUGGAGCUGGGAACAGAGAAGAGACAGAGCACUG